Messenger RNA from Saccoglossus kowalevskii, 4002 nucleotides. RefSeq lists its product as uncharacterized. Gene Ontology annotation, molecular function: ligand-gated sodium channel activity; chitin binding; protein binding. Gene Ontology annotation, biological process: sodium ion transmembrane transport. NCBI's taxonomy places the organism in Eukaryota, Metazoa, Hemichordata, Enteropneusta, Harrimaniidae. The record is from RefSeq and is a predicted model, not a curated record. Gene Ontology annotation, cellular component: plasma membrane.
AUAAUAAUAUGUCUAAUGAAUGUAUAUAAUGUGAGUCGCGAUCGGUGUAUAGUGUAUAUUUCACAAAUCUAUACUUCGAUUUGAUGAUUUUCCCGAAUGCUGACAUAACAGGUAACGUUACAGAGAGUGUCUACGGUUGUAGCAGUUUCGUGCUUAUGCUGUCACGGUGUUUUUGUAAUAAUGACAUAUGCUAUACGCUAUGUUGUGGUGAUCUCCGUUAUAUAUUCCGUGUACGGUGAUAUGCCAGUGGUAGCACGAUGGAGAGACGAUCUUAGAUGUGGUCCUGAGUUCCAAAUCACUGAGUUGAACACCACCAGUGAAUGUGAUCCAUACAGCAAUACUCCAUGCUGUUCUCCGUAUGGGUGGUGCGGCUCAACACAAUCACAUUGUCAUUGUGCAAUGUGCAACGAUUAUAGAAAACGCUUAGAUCGAAUUACGGUAACCAUGGUAACGCCAACAGUCAUCGCAAUAGCUUGGAUAUCGCCACAAGAACUGAUUGAUCCAUUGUAUAACAUCACCUUAGAUAUUGAGCCUCUUGAUGGCAGCAUGGAAUUUCCUUUGACUAUUCAAGCAAACAUCACAGAAUUUGUUUAUGAAAACUUAGUACCAAAUACAGAAUACAAUAUUACUAUACAUGUACCAACGAACCCACCGCGCAUUGCUGCUCUAUUGCAAAAGACAGAUCGUGAUCCAUGUUCUUCUAACCCAUGUAAGAAUGCAACGGCUACGUGUACUGCAGCGUCCGAAUCCUGUUUUCUUUACGAGUGUUUCUGUGAAGAUCCAGUGAAUGGUUGCUUUGUAGGAGAAGAUUGUGACAGACGUUAUGAUCCCUGCAAUCCUAACCCUUGCUGGCCUGGUACGUGCGAGAGAGAUGACCUGUUUUGCAGUGAGACGUGCAUCUGUCCGGACUGUUAUACUGGCCGCUACUGUGAGCAAUUGUUGAAACCAUGUGACCCAAAUCCGUGCAAUGGUGGAAUAUGCGCACAACAAGGACGCUCCUGUUUCCAGUAUACAUGCAUAUGUCCCGAAUGUUACAAUGGCAGAAACUGUGAAACUUACAUUGAAGACGUAUGCCAAUUAGACAAUCCUUGUCGCAAUAACGGAACGUGUCAUCCAACCAAUAACUCAUGUUCAGAAUACACGUGUGAAUGUCCAGAGUGUAUUACAGGAGAUGUGUGCCACCAAGAGGUUAACCCUUGCAGCCCAAACCCAUGUCUUAACGAUGGGAAGUGUGUUGCAAUGAACGACUCCUGUGUUGAUUACACAUGUCAGUGUGGGCAAUGUUAUGCUGGAGAACACUGCAGCAAUUAUACCUCUCUAUGUGACUUUGCGCCCUGUUUAAAUGGUGGAACAUGUAUUCCUGAUGAUACGGACUGUACAGCUUAUAUUUGCAAUUGUCAAGGUCUUUGGUUUUGGACAAACUGUGCAUGGAAUAUCGGAUCAGCCAUAAUUGCGGGGGAAGUUUUUAUUUUUGUUUUUGUUUGUUUUGUAAUUGUCGUGUACAAAAGAAGACAGUUUGUCCGACAGAGGCUUUGUACACUGUGGAAACCCGAGAAAAUCCGAACGUGUACUACCGUUAAAAGCGGGGAUAGUGAUGAUUUGUGUAUGCGGGAGAUGACAGGUCAUGAUGUCGUGUCAUCCAUUGACUGGUCCAUUGAACGUUUCGGGAAUGACGGCAGCGUAUUGCCAAUCGGAUAUGAUAACGAUCCUAACUUAGAAGCACGUACUCUAGAAAACACCGAUGACUCCCCGACAUGCUCGGAUAUUACUCGCAAUUUCUUCACUCAAACAUCUUGGCACGGACUGCCUCAGAUAGCCCGCGCCAAUCAAGCAUGUUCCCGAAUAUUCUGGACAGUGCUCCUUGUCAUCGCGAUUAUCCUCGUAACUGCACAGCUGUCGCUGGUUAUAAAGCGUUUCUUUAAUUAUCCAAUACUCAUCAAAGUAGAAGAGUUGCCCGAGUCAGUAUUGCUUUUUCCAGCAGUUACAGUGUGCAAUACGAACAAAGUGCGGUCAUCGGCAUUGGCACGAAGCAAAUAUUCACCGUUGGUGGCGAUAAUGAAAGAAGCUCAGGUCUUUCCAUAUUAUGUUCCGUGUUUACAUGGUGACUUUCUGUGCAACGAUCAGAUCAACUGUAUCAAAUCCUAUGGUGUGUGUGACGGCGAAAUCAGUUGCCCGGAUGCUAGUGACGAGUUCGGCUGUGACUACAGUCUCUUUAUAUGCAGCGAAGGAGAGUUUAAGUGCAGCAAAGGGGGAUUCUAUGGAAUAUGUGUAGAUGCUAGCAAGGUAUGCGAUGGUAUUGACGACUGCAUUGACGCACAGAGGGAAGAUGAAAAUCCUGAAAUGUGCGGGAAUACACAGCGACGUGAUAUCAAUGAUGAUGCUUGUCAACAAGGAUUUCGAUGUGACAUGGGAAUCUGUCAUCCUAAUAUCCACAGGUGUGAUUACAAGACAGACUGCAAGGACAAGAUGGAUGAAGUCGGCUGUCGAUAUCGGAAAUGCCAGGAAUGGGAAUAUGCGUGUGAUAACAAAAAAUGCAUCAUCAAAAAGAAGGUCUGUGAUUGGGUAGAUGACUGUGGUGACGGAAGUGACGAAGUACAGUGUAUCCAUAAUCACUGUGAAAAUGCGGAAUUUUCGUGUAAUAAUGGUCAAUGUAUUGACAAUUGGAAGGUGUGCAAUGGAUACACUGACUGUAUAGAUAAAAGCGACGAGGAAGCAAACUGCACCGAUGUCCAUUGUGUAGAUAAUUAUGAGGCAUGUCCCUAUUGGGCAGCACAAGGUGAAUGUUCCCAGAAUUCUUUGUUUAUGAAAUCAAGGUGCCAAUUAAGCUGUGGGAUCUGUGUUGGAAAACAAGUGGUUGUUGGCAAUGAUGGCGAAUGUCCCAGUGGUUUUUUUAAAUGUCGCAGUGGAUAUUGCAUUGAAAGUAUUCGAUACUGUAACAAUGAACAAGAGUGUGACCAAGGCGAAGAUGAGUAUUGGCCAUUAUGUGUACAUACUGAAUCGGCAGAGAUUGCUAGUCCAUUUCAUGAAGGUUGGCAGGAUGAGUACUUGGAUAUUACUGAAGACUCUGAACAGCUAUUUGAUGAGUUCCAGGAAUAUUACUACACAAAUCCCGGUUUCGAUAGAGUGGGGCGAGAAGAUCCAGCAGAUUGGAAGGACUUCGUAACAUUCAGCUCGACUCCAGACUACAGUGAUCUUAGAAAUGUGUUAAAACUGACAGCAGAAGAAAUCCGCGAAUACGGGCACCAAUUUGAAGAUUUCAUUCUGCAAUGUACUUUCAAUGGUGCACCGUGUGACCCGGGAGACUUUGUUACAAUACCGAAUGAACAUUACGGUAACUGCUUUAUUUUCAACGCUGAUCUACACGAACAGAAAAAAUCAACUCGAUCUGGUGGCGGUUCUGGACUGUUAUUAACAGUGUUCACGGAACAAGAAGAAUACCUGGGCAUGUAUGGACAAGAGUCUGGUGUGCGUAUCGUUAUCCACCAGCCCAUGGAAGUUCCAUCACCUGAAGAGGAGGGCAUGACGGCAAAGACGGGUUCGGUGACAUCAUUUGCCAUUAAAAAAUCCGUAGCACACCGUUUGCAAACACCAUAUGGCCAAGACUGCAAACCCAAUGUUCCUGACGAUGAAGGGUUUCUUUAUUCUAGAAAGGAAUGCCAAGUAGAUUGUCUGCAUAAAUAUAUGUACAUCUACUGUGGAUGUCUUGAUACAUUCGCCGGAUCGCCUCGUUGUCUUAUGUUGAAUAAGACUCAGGGCCCAACUACUAAAAAAUAUUCAUUCCAUCAACCCCAAAACAAAAAGUAUAACAAAUCUCCAGAGUGCUACGAGGAAGACCUGGCCAGUGACAUCGGCGGUCUUCUAGGUCUGUACAUCGGAAUAUCAACGAUAACUAUAUUUGAAUCGUUCGACUUUCUUUUCGACGUAAUAAGAUUGUGUCUGCAUAAAACAAUAUACAGGAAGCGAGCAAGUCGACCGCCUCAGUUGCACAUUCAGACUAGAUAG